Acanthoscelides obtectus is the source of this 225-nucleotide messenger RNA. NCBI's taxonomy places the organism in Eukaryota, Metazoa, Arthropoda, Insecta, Coleoptera, Chrysomelidae. The record is from the annotation of a GenBank genome assembly.
AUGUGCGAAACACGAUGGACCGAGAGACAUGAUUCUGUGCUGCAAUUGGACAGCAAAUUUGAAAAAAUUGUAGAGGUACUAAAUAUUAUAUCAAAUUGGAAAGACCGCGAAGCUUCUUCAAAAGCGGAGUGUUUGAAGACUGCCAUUACUUCCACCCAACUUAUCGUAUCACUAAAGUGUUUGUGUGAUAUAUUAGCUUUAACAGUCAACCUGACAGGCAAAUGA